This is a messenger RNA of Fomitiporia mediterranea MF3/22, 1087 nucleotides long. Its product is annotated as Nop52-domain-containing protein. The transcript has 6 exons. Gene Ontology annotation, biological process: rRNA processing. The record is from RefSeq and is a predicted model, not a curated record. Lineage: Eukaryota; Fungi; Basidiomycota; Agaricomycetes; Hymenochaetales; Hymenochaetaceae. Gene Ontology annotation, cellular component: preribosome, small subunit precursor; preribosome, large subunit precursor; nucleus. The coding region runs from base 1 to 993 and encodes 330 amino acids.
AUGUCCUCAGACGAACAAGCAGCUCCAGACCUCCCUCUCGGCAAGUAUCUUGCUUCCACAGACAAGAAAACACGCGACAAGGCGGUCAAAAGCCUCGCAGCAUUCCUCUCCACCCCCGCCCAAGAUGCACUUCCAAGAUCAGAGAUGGCAAAGUUAUGGAAGGGAAUCUUUUAUUGUUAUUGGAUGUCUGACAAGCCGCGCGUCCAGCAAGCGUUGUCCACCGAAUUGGCGGAAAUCGUCCUAUCAAUCUCGUCCGCGAAAGCUUCUCUGUCCUUCCUUAGGGGCUUCUGGGAAGCUAUAGUGCGGGAAUGGAGUGGCAUUGAUCGGCUCCGUAUGGACAAGUAUUAUAUGCUCGUGCGGAAAUUUGUGAAUGCAGGCUUCCGACUAUUACUUCGAGAACAAUGGGAGAAAGAAGCUGUUACUGAAUACAAAGAUAUUUUGACCUGUAGGGGUGGUCCCUUAUGUGCGCUGGAUGUCCGAAUACCGGCAAGCCUCUCAUAUCACCUCGCGGACAUCUACCUAGUGGAACUCGACAAAGUUCUCAAACCCUCUGAUGACGCUGACGCUGAUACGGAAGAAAGCGCUCCAGCCCCAGCCCCUCUCUCGCCCCUGUUAUACCCGUUCUUCGACCUUGCGGCUCGAACAAACUCCAACGUGACGUAUCAACGGGUUCAUGAUGAAAUCCUCGACCGUCUCUUUCUUGCGCUGAAACGUCAGCCAGUCCUAUCACCUGAACCCCCACAAAGGAAACGCCCUCGGCUUGAGAAUGAGCCAACAUUUGAAAACAUUCGGUCAAAUUCAUGCCUGGAAGAUCCGAAGAAAGAGGACAAGGUCGAUAGUGUACAGUUACGGAAGGAUUUAUUGCGCAAGAUGUUUGAUGUCGCAAACGGCCCAGACACAAGAGAAUCUAACCGGAAAAAAUUACAUGCUCUUUGGAAGGCCGCUAUGGCUGAGGAGCGUAUUAGAGAGGUACAACAGAACAGUCAAGAUUGACACUGAGUUUGAUGCUAUCAUUACCAGAACCCAUUUCCUUCUCACGGCCGCAUUUGAUGAAUAGAACUGUAAAGCACUUCCUUUGGAAUAUUAA